This is a messenger RNA of Protomyces lactucae-debilis, 783 nucleotides long. RefSeq lists its product as uncharacterized. Lineage: Eukaryota; Fungi; Ascomycota; Taphrinomycetes; Taphrinales; Protomycetaceae. Bases 1 to 783 code for a protein of 260 amino acids. The record is from RefSeq and is a predicted model, not a curated record. The transcript has a single exon.
AUGCCCUCGUCCAUUCAUCGCACAUUUGAGCACCAGAUGCACCUUCACCGCAAGAUUGAACAGCUUGAAGACGGUCAACGCAUGUCACGCAUGUCUCUGAUGGAUCGUGCCAAGGUCCUAGGGCGUCGUUCUUCUGAGGGAUCGCAUGAUGAUGCAGAAGCCGUAUUGAUACCACCGCCGUCCGGUGUCGGUAGUGUUCCACCGGGACCUGUUGUUUUGCCCAGAGAGACAUUACCUUCUGAUGUGCAAUCAGAGCAUGCUGCUUCCAUCAUGGAGAAGGUGGACAGCAUGUCAGUCAACAAGGUCGAAAGGCAGUCUGUUGAGUCUGCUGGCUCGCGCAUGGGCUCUGUGCAUACCGCACGCAGUGUCCUGUCUGCCAAUUCGUCACUCAAACCAAAAUCCGUGAUGCAGGAAUCGGAGUCUGCAGUCAAGGCUGCGUCAGUCAAGGAGAAAGCCAGUCCUCCCGUCUACUCAGGUCCACGCACUAGCACCACUGUGCUGAAACCCGGUACUGUCCAGCCUCCACCACACAUACCCACUGCCUCUCGCAAGAUUGGAUGCGUUCGAGUCUCGUGUCGUCGCAAGAAGCAAAUACCUGCAUUGCAACCAAUUCUUCAUGAACGCUGCAUGCAAGGCUUUAGACCACUUUGUACGGUUGAUACGUCGGCGCUGGACGCACAGAUUGCUGCAUACCAAAAGACGUUACUUGCUGUAUCGAGCACCAUUGACACUUUACUCCUCAAAUGCCGGGAAACGGUUCAUUGUGGACAUAUUGCAAUGUAG